Xyrauchen texanus (razorback sucker) is the source of this 1879-nucleotide messenger RNA. Its product is annotated as putative nuclease HARBI1. The record is from RefSeq and is a predicted model, not a curated record. Bases 845 to 1879 code for a protein of 344 amino acids. Lineage: Eukaryota; Metazoa; Chordata; Actinopteri; Cypriniformes; Catostomidae. The transcript is spliced from 4 exons.
UAAUUCAAGUGGUGGAUUUCAGGUCGUGAAAUUCAGGUCUCAAUAUUCAGGCUGUUGAAUACGGGUUGAAAAAUGAAUGUGGCAAAAUUUGAGGAUGACAUCCUAGGAUGCAAGGAAGAGCAAACGAGCGUCGAUGUAAUCCAUCUCUUUCGCAAAGCGAUGGAAACAGCUAAAAAAAUAUAUAUAUAAACGAACUAAUGAAUAUAUACAGUCUUUUAUACAUAUAGAGCAGUACAUAUAUAUAUAUAUAUAUAUAUAUAUAUAUAUAUAUAUAUAUAUAUAGCAUACAUUUGUAUUAAUGUGCAUAACGUCUUUUCUUUGUUCCUUGGCAAUUCACAUUGAACGAAUCUGCUGAAAAGGCAAAUACAAUGAUUCACGUGCACGUAUACAUGUCCAGGGGGCUGUUCCAUAAACCAAGAUUAGAGUAUAAACCAGGCUUAUUUCGGUUAGUCAGGCUUAUUUUUGGUAGAUUCGGUUUCAUAAAUCAAACUUAAAAAAGUUCAAACUCAGUUACCCCGGCAACUUAUGCUGGCAAAUUAACCUGGUCCGGGGCAGGCUAACUGUCAGGCUAAGUCUGAGUUCAGGCUUAACGUGCAUACCAUUUAUACUCACCUGCUGGUAUUUCGAUGUCAUUUUAUUUUACUUAACCACUAUUAAUAAAAUUUGUUUUUUAAAUAAAUAAAUCAGGAAAUGUACUUUACUAAUAAAUGUAAGAAAUUAUAAGGUAUAAAUACACUAAGAAAUGUUCAAAACUUGUGUGUUUAAUUGGUGAGUUUGGUUAAUGAGUUUGGUAAUUAAUUAAAAGUAUAUAAAUAGGGAGCUGAACUCGUUUCCAAACUUAACCAUGGCAUGUCCUUUCAUAGAUGAGGUGGUGGAUGAGGGAGCUAUAGUCUUGCGGAGGGCAUUUCAAAGAGAGAGAACUUUCAGAGACAGGUCAGACCCAUUGGCUUUUAAUGACAGCUACCUGUAUGAGCGAUAUAGGUUCUCAAGAGAUGGCAUUGCAUAUAUUUGUAGAUUACUAAGCCCACACAUUGCAAAUAAUACACGCCGCAACAGAGCGCUCACAGUCCCACAGAUGGUGUGCAUUGCACUUCGCUUUUUUGCCAGUGGAACAUUUUUGAACACAGUUGGAGAUGCAGAGAAUAUCAGCAAAGCAUCAGUUUGCCGCUCUGUACGAACUGUGUACCUUUCUUUAAAAAGACUACUCAAUGUGUUCAUCACAUUCCCUGGCCACAAAGCUAUUCGUACCAUUAAACAUGCCUUUUAUGGAAUAGCUGGUUUCCCAAAUGUUAUCGGUGCAUUGGACUGCACCCAUGUGCGUAUUAAGUGUCCGUCUGGUCCACAUGAAGCGGACUUUGUGAAUAGGAAAUCAGUACACAGCAUCAAUGUACAGAUGAUUAGUGAUGCAGAUUGCAUCAUCACAAAUGUAGAGGCCAAAUGGAAAGGCUCUGUGCAUGACUCCAGAAUCUUUAGAGCCUCAUCUCUCUACCAGCAACUAGCAAGAGGAGAAUUCUCAGGAGUUUUGCUGGGAGACAAGGGAUACCCAUGCCUGCCUUACCUCUUGACUCCCCAUCAGGAGCCCCAGACAGAGGCACAGCACCGCUACAACAUUGCCCAUGCACGCACAAGAGGUUGUAUAGAGAUGGCAUUUGGGCUGAUAAAGUCAAGGUUUCAGUGCCUGAAGCACCUCAGAGUGACUCCACCUAGGGCAUGUGACAUUGUAGUUGCUUGUGUAGUGCUCCAUAACAUUGCUUGUCUGAGGAGAGAGAGGCAACCAAGGAUUGUUGAAGAGGAAGACUGGGGCAAUGAAGCAGUAUUGGAAGAAAACGAAACAGGCAGACUUAUACGAGACACAUAUGCAAAUAAUUAUUUUGCUUAA